AUGCGUGUCUCAACCAUCCUCUUCACUCUCUUCGCCACUUUGGCCGUCGCAGCUCCCGCUCCCGACCUGGCCUCUGUUGAUGAGGCCGCUCUCUGGGCCCGCGACGGCGCGCCUGCUGGAACCUGUUCCAAGGGCGGCGAUAAGGGCGAGAGCUGCUCUGCCCUCAAGUGCCAGAGCAACUCCAAGUCCGGACGUGGCGGCGGUGUAAGUUGA
Molecule: messenger RNA, 213 nt
Organism: Colletotrichum karsti
Lineage: Eukaryota; Fungi; Ascomycota; Sordariomycetes; Glomerellales; Glomerellaceae
Exons: 1
Coding region: 1-213 (70 amino acids)
Source: RefSeq, a predicted model, not a curated record